Molecule: messenger RNA, 2677 nt
Organism: Eruca vesicaria subsp. sativa (arugula)
Lineage: Eukaryota; Viridiplantae; Streptophyta; Magnoliopsida; Brassicales; Brassicaceae
Source: the annotation of a GenBank genome assembly
GAGAGUUGCUGGUGUUACUCGGAAUCUGGAAACGAGAGCAAGACUCGGAGCCUAGAAGGAAGAAGAAAGUAAUUAAAGUAUUAGUCAAAGCUCUUUGCUUUAAUUCAAUUUCUCACGAAUCAGGAGAACCCACGCAUCUUUCUCUCUCCACCCACAAAAAAAAAAUGCCAGCUUCCGAAGAUAGAAGAGGGAAAUGGAAACGGCGGAGGCGAGGCGGGAGGAAACCUAAGCAAGAGGAGGAAGACAUGGAGGAAGAAGACGACGACAACAACGAGGAGAUGGAGGACGCUGAUAAUGCCGAUGAGCUUCACCAAAACGGCGGCGCAGCACCCGAUCCGGGACCCGGUAUUAACGAAGUAGUUGAAGAUUCCGGUACUCGGAUCUCUGAUUUUCCUUCUGUAGUCAGGCGCCUUGUGAUCCGGCCACACGCUUCUGUAACGGCCAUUGUGGCGGCUGAGAGGGGUUGUUUGAGAGGGGAGAGUAAAGGGCAAGUAGGCUUGCUUCCAGCUCUGGAGAAUAUUUCUUAUGGGCAGUUACAGGCGUUGUCUACUGUACCUGCUGAUUCUCUGUUUAUUGAUCCUGAGGGGAGUGAUGGAGUGGGUUCUUCAGCUUAUGUUAUCUCUCCACCUCCUAUUAUGGAAGGAGAAGGUGUUGUUAAACGUUUUGGGGAUAAGGUUCAUGUCUUGCCUAUGCAUUCAGCGUGGUUUGCACCAAACACAGUGGAUCGGCUUGAGAGGCAAGUGGUGCCACAGUUCUUCUCUGGAAAAUCACCUAAUCAUACACCAGAAAGUUAUAUGCACUUCAGGAAUGCCAUUGUUUCUAAAUAUACCGAUAACCCUGAAAAGACACUGACGGUUUCUGAUUGCCAAGGAUUGGUACAUGGUGUUGACGAUGAAGAUUUUGCACGAGUGUUCCGUUUUCUUGAUCACUGGGGAAUUAUCAAUUACUGUGCCACGUCCCAGUGUCAUCCUGAGCCUUCCAGGGGUGUAUCAGAUGUUAGGGAGGAUUCAAAUGGUGAAGUCCAUGUGCCAUCUGCUGCUUUAACAUCUAUUGAGAGUUUGAUCAAAUUCGACAAGCCCAUCUGUAGACACAAGGCAGAUGAAGAUCAUUCGAAUAGUGAACUCCCUGACUUGGACAUAAGAAUUCGUGAACACCUGUGCGAUAACCAUUGCAACCAUUGUUCUCGACCGCUUCCUACUGUGUACUUCCAAUCGCAAAAGAAGGAGGAUAUAAUGUUAUGCACAGAUUGUUUUCACAAUGCAAGAUUUGUUGCUGGACAUUCUUGUAUUGACUUUGUAAGAGUGGAUAUAACCAAAGAUUACAGAGAUCAAGAUGGAGAAAACUGGAGUGAUCAGGAAACGCUCUUGCUUCUUGAAGCUGUGGAACUCUACAAUGAAAAUUGGGUUCAGAUUGCGGACCAUGUUGGUUCCAAAUCAAAAGCUCAAUGCAUUCUUCAUUUUCUUCGUUUACCUGUGGAGGAUGGUCUUCUGGAUAACGUUGAGCUUCCAGGUGUAACUGAUCCGGUAACAAAUGGAUAUGACCAUAAAGGAACAGAUUCAAAUGGGACUUUACCAGGAUCUUCUGAGCAAGAAUCUGACGCAGAGAUCAAUCUUCCAUUUGUGCAGUCUCCGAAUCCUGUUAUGGCAUUGGUAGCAUUUUUGGCAUCAGCUGUUGGACCUAGAGUUGCUUCGUCUUGUGCGCAUGAGUCCCUCGUGGUUUUAUCUGCAGAUGAUAGGUUGAAAUCUGAUGGCUCGCAAGGAAAAGAUCUCAGGUUGCAUGAUGGAGAGAAUCAACAGUUAGAUGAAACACCAUGCCAAAACGGAGCAGAAGCACCUACUCCUUUGCCACAGGACAAGGUUAUGGCUGCAUUUAGAGCCGGUCUAUCAGCUGCAGCAACAAAAGCAAAGUUGUUUGCUGAUCAUGAGGAACGUGAAAUCCAAAGGCUUUCUGCAAAUAUAGUAAAUCACCAGCUUAAGAGGAUGGAGCUGAAACUGAAGCAGUUUGCAGAAAUAGAAACGUUGUUGAUGAAAGAAUGCGAACAAGUAGAGAAAACCCGUCAGAGAUUUGCCGCAGAACGAGCUCGUAUGCUAUCAGCAAGAUUUGGAUCACAUGGAGGAAUCUCUCUACAGAGUAGUAACACUAAUAAUCCUCAAGUGAUGUCUCUCUCCACAGGUGGUGGUAACAACAUCAAUACUCUCCUCCAACAACAACAGCAAGUUUCAGCUGGCUCUUCUCAACCAAUCAACAUCCCGGGAUUCAGCAACAACCCGCAACUUCAUGCGCAGAUGCAGUUCAUGGCACGCCAACAACAACAACAACAGCAAGCAUUCUCCUUUGGCCCGAGAUUGCCUCUCAAUGCAAUACAGACCAAUGCAGGAUCAACGCCUUCACCGAAUGUCAUGUUUGGCAACAGCCAACUUAAUAAUAACCCUGCAGGAGCAGCAUCCAUCAACCAACCUUCAUUCACCAACCCGAUGGUUAGAUCUUCCACUGGUUCUGCCUCCGGGUCCGGCUUAGGCUUAAACUAAAAAAACUAUCUCUUUUAGCUUAUCAGUUUCCAAAAUUAUUUUGAGCUCAAGUUAUCGUCUUUGAGACCGUAGUGUUGUUAUAAAUUAGUGUAAUAUCAAACCUCUUAUUGUGAAGUAAAAACAGUUCUCUAUAUAAAAAUCGUUUGCAA